Maylandia zebra (zebra mbuna) is the source of this 3387-nucleotide messenger RNA. It is a transcript of the gene nrsn1l, whose product is annotated as neurensin 1-like. Gene Ontology annotation, cellular component: transport vesicle; neuron projection; neuronal cell body. NCBI's taxonomy places the organism in Eukaryota, Metazoa, Chordata, Actinopteri, Cichliformes, Cichlidae. The record is from RefSeq and is a predicted model, not a curated record. Gene Ontology annotation, biological process: nervous system development.
UCACAGCAGCAGCAGCGUUGGAGAUCCAGCGGUCCGACAGCACAUGGAUCCCCAGUGAGAACCUAGAGCUCUCCGGCCAGGAGGGGUGUACAAGGAGAGAGAUGGCUCUGUGCUCCGAGGCCUGUGCUUCUGGCUCAGGAGGAGAAUCCUCCGGCAGUGAGGCAGGUUCAAGCGGUCUUCGUUUUGGGGUUCGUUCCUAUCUGCACCACUUCUAUGAAGAGUGCUCCUCCUCCAUGUGGGAGAGAGACCCGGAGGAUCGGGGGUUCGUCCAGAGCCAGAGGUCAGCCCUGUGGUGGAACUCAGCAGUCUGGAAGGUGUCCUUGGCCCUGGGUGUCCUCAUCUUGACUGCAGGUAUUGCCACACUGUCGGUCGGCUACUCCACUCCUCCCAAAAUCGAGUCGUUCGGAGAGGGAGAUCUGUUCUUCGUGGACACGCAGGCCAUCAGCUUUAACAAGGGGCUGCAUUUCAGCGCCGCAGCCGGGAUUGGGCUCUCCUGCCUCGGCUCUGCCCUGGCUGCAAUGGGGGUUGUUGUUUGGAUCCUCCCCAAGGCCAACUUGAAAGAGAGGCUGUCCCACAGACCAGGGGGAGUAGAAGGGAGAAGAGAGUGUGGGUCAAAGUGGAGGGGCUUUAAGGAUGUUAGGGAUGUGGUCACCAAGCCACCUGGUUCAGAGGAGGGGAAGGUGCCCUUUACUUUGUCGAAGGUGGAAAAUGUGCAGCCCGCUUCUUAAAAAAGAUCACGACUGAGCUAUAAGGCUUUUGUUCUAGUCCUGGGGCCUUUUUUUUUUUUUGCAUGGUCUUAACUUCUUGUCUUACCUCUGUCAAAGGAAAUGUGUUAUUUCAACAUGCAGAUUGUUCAGAUGGAGGCUGUUUUGUCACCUCAGUAUUACAGUUAGACCCCUGCAGUUUGAUUGGAUUGGACUGGAUUGGAUUGACUAGCCUCUCUGUAGUUCUAGGGAUGUGAUUUUGUUUACAAGCACCAGUCAAGAAAACCCACAUAUAUUAUGAUUUAGUGAAAAAAACACAUAAAUAAAUACAUUAGAGGAUGUUAAAAAACUUAAAAAAAAAACCUCAGAUUUACAUUACACAUAUAAAACCUACAUUUGUUGUUUGUUUUUUUAAAGAUACAUAGCAAUGAUCUGAAAUGGCAAGAAGAGCCAAAUCCUCUCCCCUCCCCCGCAGCAAGGAGCGAAGCCUUGCAUGAAGCAUGAAGAGAGUUUUGAGGGUCUGGACAGACUGGCCUUUUCCCUCCGAGUGGCUCUAAUCUUACAAAUAUGUCAUUCAACUCGAUGCCAACAGUGUUUUGGGAACAUUUAACACUCUUUUCCAACCGUCUUUUGUUAUCUGCACCGAGGCUGCCAAACCAACAAAUCAUUGUUUAUUUAGAGCUGAUGAAUAAAACAUUUUCAAUCAGCUUCAUGAUUGGGCUUUUUGCACAUGAAAUCAUUCAGUGUCAUUUUGUCGUUCAGAGUGAUGCCCAGGUACCUGUAAUGGCUCACUAUCUAGGUGUAGCUGUGGAUUCGAUGAAAGUGGGUGCAGAGACAGAAAGAUUUCAGAGAAAGCUCCUCUUUUGUUUCUGAGUGAGUAUAUGUCAUCGCACAAACUGACAAAAUUAUCUGAAGCUGGACCACGGUUCACUUCAUGGUUUGAAAGAGGCUGAUAAUCACCAACGAUACCAACGCUGGUGUUGUUGCUGGAUCGAUACUAGAACGAUAGGACCGAUAAUGUGUUUGUGUUGCACAGCACUGCAAAGAACCUCAGUCCAAACGUUAAUAGUCAUUGCAAAAAUAACAAAGUGAAUAAAACACACCCAUGUGGUGAUCCUGUUGAACUGUAGACAUGAUAAAAGAUGGAUGUCCGUACCGUGACUUCAUCAAGCCUCCAGAUUAGCACUUUUGGCAUCUUGGUGUUUUCAAACUGGAUGCGCCCACUGAUUGAUAGCUCUGACCACGAAACUGUACGCUUACAAGCCAUUAGCCAAUACUUCAUAACAUUUUCUGAAACUUAAAAUGACCAUAAUUUACUAAAUGAACUUGCUCUUUUCAAUAUGCCUAAAAAAACAAGUGAUUGAACCAGUAAGCUCACAGCUAUCACCUCCUUGUAGUGAAAAGACUGCAGGUUCAAGGCCCAUCCAGCACUGACUAUGUCCAUCUUUCGGGUUGUCAUCAGGGCUUCAGACAAGGUGUCAUCAGACCUCAUUUUCAGUAACCCAACAUAUAGUACAUUUGCAGUAUUUCAGAAAGCCUGUGUGUUUAGUAUGAGACUGGAUGCUGUCAAAAAAUGAAAAGAAGUCAUAAGCAUGAACAUAAGUGUGUCUUCUUGACCACCGACCAGAUCCAGAAAUGUGGUGUGGCAUCUACUGCCUCCAUCUUUACUUCUCUUUGUUUAAUAUGUUGAAAAGCUUUCAGAGAAGAUAAGCUGUAGAGGUAUUUUUAGGCCCCAAGACUUGAACCAUAAGGCACGUAGUUAUCGUAAACACCUCGUAGUGCAGCAUAGAGACAUAGCUGUUGACCGGGUAGACUGUGUUUGUCCACUAGCAUUAAGAAAAUACACUCAGUUCUUAGAAAUGUAUGUUUUUAUUCCUCCUAUUUCAUGUUGUUUUUGCCUUGUGUUUUGUAUUUUUUUAAAUAGCGGUACUGGCUUUCAAAGUACUUAGUGAUGCUGGUGAUGAUGUUGUGUGAACCGCACGUGAAUCCUGGCUCUCCGCUCAUAAAGAGAAUCAUUAACAAUUAUGUACCUGCAGCUACACACAUCUACACAUACGCUCAGCCUGCUGUGUUGAACACAGUCACACGCACUCUCACUCUCACCCACACACCCACACGCACAGACGCACAGUAAUUUGUGCUCCAUUGACAGUAUCACCUCCCUUCUCCACACUGUAAUCUGGCUGCGUAAUUGCCUGCAAUCUGUGUCUCCAGGCAACAGUUGGGCUUCAAGUGCUCUAUUUUGAACUCCGAACAAAGACCCUUUUCUGAUUGGUCCCUCACGUCCCCUCUCGUUAUUUUUACUCCAAUCAUAUUUUGUGUUUACAGGCGGACACAGUAGCAGCGAGUGAGUGGUGAAGGGCUGAGGUGAGAGGAAUUUGCACUGGCACCUUAGAAGCCCCCUGUCUGAUUAGGUCCUCAAAUCUCAGAAAAAUAGACUACAACCUAGAAAAAAAAGUAUUUAAAAAAAAAAGAGCAACCCCGAUGUCCUGAUAUAAUGGGAGUAAUUUCACUGAGUGUUUCUAUUGCUGUUUCAUUGUUUUGUUGUGUUACUGGUUAUGGUGAAGAUAAUGGAGUAAAAUGGGGUUUCGUGUCACUGGUGCAAAGAAAAUCACCAAAAUAAACUUGUGAUCUGCAAUUUUUAAAGUGUUUGGAUCCAUUUAAUAAAUCUGUGCCACAACGA